Molecule: messenger RNA, 750 nt
Organism: Exophiala mesophila
Lineage: Eukaryota; Fungi; Ascomycota; Eurotiomycetes; Chaetothyriales; Herpotrichiellaceae
Exons: 1
Coding region: 234-533 (99 amino acids)
Source: RefSeq, a predicted model, not a curated record
UACCUCAUGAUGUCUCCUUUUAAUGAUAGAAGGGAUAUUCUUGAUUGCAUCCACCUUUAACAACAAAUUGUUCCUUGGACCUUGACAUUGUUGAGUGCUUACCAUUACAUAAGGUAUUCGACAUUCAUUCAUCAUAACAUUAUCACAUACCUUCAUAUACCAUCACUGUCACCACCAAGAAACCAUACCAUAACCAUUUUACCAUAUCCCACCCAAAUCAGCCCAACUCAACCAUGACCGUCCGUCUCACCGUCCUCCUCCUCCUAGUGGACGUCCUCAGUAUCGGCGAAGGAUUCCCCUCGUCAUCAUCGACUCAAAAACGACGAGAUUCAAUGUCGUCAAUGGUAAUGAAUGAGAGCGACUUUGAAUCUGAUUUCGAACGCGAACUCGGGCUCGGCCUCGAACCCGAACCCGAAUCAAAACAACAGCCAUCAAAGACAUCAAGGUCGUUGUCAUUAUCCACCUCAGGUGGUCUGAGUCGGUCCUCUACAUUGACUUCAAUGUCCCAGUUUUCAUUUAGGAAGGAGAAAUAAGCAAGCAAGCAAAGCACCGUCACUAUCAUCUUUUAUCACCAUCACCAUAUACCCACUAUCUGGAUAGCGUUGCCCAUGUCUAGGAGAAGGAUUGUCGACCUCCUGAUCAUAUGUUCCUGGAGUUGAAUGGACUGAUUGUUAUACUAUUGGGCCCUAUAAUGUACAGGCAGAUUAAUGAAUGUAUGACACCAAUGAUAUAAUGAUGCAAUGAUACCAC